Molecule: messenger RNA, 207 nt
Organism: Closterium sp. Naga37s-1
Lineage: Eukaryota; Viridiplantae; Streptophyta; Zygnematophyceae; Desmidiales; Closteriaceae
Source: the annotation of a GenBank genome assembly
AUGACGACUUCCAAGCGAUUGGCUGAGAAGAAGAACUCCGCUUUUCACAAGAACAUCACGAAACGAGGGAACGUUCCUGAUAGCGUCACGAAACGGAGUGAGAAGUUUCCGGUCAGCGUCUGGGUUCUCGGUUUCUUCAUCUUCGUUGUCAUUGGCUCGUCUCUUUUCCAAAUAAUCCGCAACGCUCAGUCAAGGGCGGUUGAGUAA